Zygosaccharomyces rouxii is the source of this 936-nucleotide messenger RNA. It is a transcript of the gene FLX1, whose product is annotated as flavin adenine dinucleotide transporter FLX1. NCBI's taxonomy places the organism in Eukaryota, Fungi, Ascomycota, Saccharomycetes, Saccharomycetales, Saccharomycetaceae. The record is from RefSeq and is a predicted model, not a curated record. Gene Ontology annotation, cellular component: mitochondrion. The transcript has a single exon. Bases 1 to 936 code for a protein of 311 amino acids. Gene Ontology annotation, molecular function: folic acid transmembrane transporter activity; FAD transmembrane transporter activity. Gene Ontology annotation, biological process: folate import into mitochondrion; nucleotide transport.
AUGGGAGAACUCACGCCUUUACAAAAGGAGGUAGUUGCAGGAUUAACAGCUGGUACUUUAACCACUAUAACUGUUCAUCCAUUAGAUUUAGUUAAAAUUCGAUUACAACUACUGGCAACAAGUGCUCAUCGGUAUGGUUACCGCGAAGUAGCGCAGUCAAUAGUAUCAAGUUCACAAAGAUCUCAUAUUCUAAAGGAAGCCUAUAGGGGUUUAGGAAUCAAUCUUGUUGGUAAUGCACUUGCAUGGGGAGUUUAUUUUGGUCUUUACAGAGAGGCAAAGGACCUGAUCUACGGAUGGGCAAUACAGGAUUGUGAUCAAGUGGUUAAAUUUACUGAUAGAGAUGGUAAAAUGUCAUCAUUGAUGUAUUUAGGUGCAGGUGCUUCUAGUGGUCUCUUAACUGCAAUUUUGACAAACCCCAUCUGGGUUCUGAAGACAAGAAUUAUGUCUACAAGUAGUUAUGCUUCCGGUUCAUAUCGUUCAACAUGGGAUGGCGUUAAAAGAUUAUUACAGGAUGAAGGCGCUAGGGCAAUGUGGCAUGGAUUACUGCCGUCAAUGUUUGGAGUUUCUCAAGGUGCAAUAUAUUUUAUGAUUUAUGAUACUUUAAAAAAUAGGUUCAGUUCCGUAAGAUAUAGAGAAGGUAGAACCAAUGACAGUAAUAAUAAUCCGAGAUUAAAAAAUACAGAGACAAUCGCGAUGACCACUUUGAGUAAAAUGAUUUCUGUAAGUACAGUCUAUCCAUUUCAACUGCUAAAAUCAAAUUUACAAAGUUUCCAAUCGGCAACAGAAAAAUAUACCCUAUACCGACUGGCCAAUCGGAUCUACAAGCUAGAGGGUAUUGGGGGUUUUUACAGAGGUCUUUCGGCAAAUUUAAUCAGAUCUAUACCUUCCGCAUGCAUUACAUUUUGCGUCUACGAGAAUUGUAAACGUUACUUGUGA